Chanos chanos (milkfish) is the source of this 2132-nucleotide messenger RNA. RefSeq names its product leucine zipper, putative tumor suppressor 2b (gene lzts2b). The record is from RefSeq and is a predicted model, not a curated record. The transcript is spliced from 4 exons. Gene Ontology annotation, biological process: cell division; negative regulation of canonical Wnt signaling pathway. Lineage: Eukaryota; Metazoa; Chordata; Actinopteri; Gonorynchiformes; Chanidae. Bases 1 to 2013 code for a protein of 670 amino acids.
AUGGCUUUGGCCCAAUCUUUGCCUGACCAACACACAGCAGGCCCGGGCACCCAGCUCCAUCCGCCUGCCCCUGCCUUUCCUUCCUCUCCAGGGGCUAUGGGCUCUGUCAGCAGCCUGAUAUCUGGCCAUGGAGGUGCAGCCUAUCAUGCCCGGCCCAACCUGGAGGUCAGCACCAAACUGCACCAGGCGUCAUCAGGCGCGGGACGCUUCAAUCCCGAAACGUCCCAGCAACCCCUGCUUAGCAGUCACACUCCAAACCGGAAGAGACAGGCCAUUGUUGGCAAAGCCAAAGGGAUUGGUAGCCGCUCAUUUUCACAUGAAGACUUAAUCAGGGAUUGGGAAGACCAUGGCCUUCCCCCAGACAACUUGGAGAUGAGGGUGGGAGAGUCACUGAAUGGGAAUAUGGAUGGUCCUCCUAAACUUGUCCCUGUGUCUGGGAAGCUAGAAAGGAACAUGGAGAAAGCUGUUAUCCGUCCAACAGCCUUCAAACCUGUGGUACCCAAGAACCGAACCUCCAUGCAGUACCUGUCGCCUCGUCUUGGGGGAGGAUUAUCGGGAAGCCAAGGCAACCUCACCUUGUUAUCUCCAGGGCAAGGGGACAUUACUCCUCAGAGCUCAGAGAGACGUAGCUCCUAUAGUGGAGCACGCGCUGGUUUGGUGAGCCAGUCCUUCUCCAUGUCAGACUCUGGUCGGAACUCUUUGACAAAUCUCCCAACUUAUAAUGGCACUGUCUAUAACUUGGGCCAAAGUGAAGGGCCAGGGGGCCAUCUUGAGCCCACUAAACCCUCUCUAAGUCAUGGACACUCAAACUCUGACAGUGGACGCUCUUCCUCUAGCAAGAGCACAGGUUCCCUCAGUGGACGUGGACAGCAGCUCUCUGAAACUGGCUCAGCUGGUCGUUCCCCCCCACCUAUAGAGGCCUAUGAGAUCAUUGUGAGAGAUCUGGAGGAAAAACUGAGGGAGAGAGAUCUGGAGCUGCAGCAACUCAGGGAAAACUUGGAUGAGAAUGAAGCUGCCAUUUGUCAGGUGUAUGAGGAGAAGCAGAAGCGCAGUGAACUAGAAAUGGAAGAGUUGAGGCAAAGCUGUGCCUCUAAAAUGCAGUUGGCCUCACAGAAAGCCCAACGCGCUCAGCAGGUGUUGCAGCUGCAGGUGUUCCAGCUGCAGCAGGAAAAGAAAAAGCUACAGGAAGACUUUGGGCAGCUGCUCCAAGAACGGGAACGUCUGGAGGAACGAUGUGCUUCGUAUGAGCGGGAGCACACCCAGCUGGGCCCGCGGCUUGAGGAGACCAAAUGGGAGGUGUGUCAGAAAUCAGGGGAGAUAUCAUUGCUGAAACAGCAGCUGAAGGAUCUGCAGGCAGACCUGGCCCAACGUGUGGGUGAAGUGGUUGCUCUGAGAGGACAGUUACGGGAAGCCCGCAACGAGCUGCAGAACUGCCAAAGCCAGCUCCAGGAAGCCCACACUGCUUCACGCACUCGGACUCUGGAGCUGGAGGUCUGUGAGAACGAGCUGCAGCGCCGCAAGAGCGAGAACGAGCUGCUUCGCGAGAAACUCAGCCGUGUGGAGGAGGAGUCGAAUCGUCUCCGUGAAGCGUUGAGUAGCUACGACGAGGUUCCACAUUCUCACAAGCAUGAAUCGGGAUUAAGCCCAUCAUACUGUGGUGGAGAGGAUCUGCGAGUGGUAAAAGAGAGCGAUGAGGUGACAGGACAGAGGCAGGGCGGGGACCCAAGGCAACAGGUCGAGCAUUUGAGGGCAGAGCUUUCUGCAGAAAGACAACAUGCGGCAGAACAGGCUGCAAGAUUUGAAGAUGAACGGCGCAGCUGGGAAGAGGAGAAAGACAAAGUGAUACGCUACCAGAAACAGCUCCAGCAGAAUUACGUACAGAUGUACCGUAGGAACCGUGAGCUUGAAAGAGAAUUACGGGAACUCAGCCUGGAACUGGAGACAAGAGAGCUUGACGACGAGAGCAGCGGAAAUGAGAUCACUUUUGACGAGGUUACCGCCACAGAGAUCUAGAGCCAAUUUACUCCCAGAACAACAUGGAAGGGAGCCAUCGUGUUGUGUGCUUUCAUAAAAAUUGAGUGUCUGAAUUUGCCAGUAAUUCAUUAGUUCAUGGUAUACAGUAUAACAUAGUG